AUGGGUGAAUCUCUUGCCAGCUUUGUGCCUCCGUCAGCUCUCAGCCUGCCCGACCAUCACAAUGCCGCCGGAACCGCCUCCCCCCUUCGUCUGUCCUCCUCGCUGGUUGGACCACUCGCUCCCCCACCCACCCACCCACCCUUCGCCCCUCCCGCCGGCCGCGGAAAACAUUCCCGGGAGCAAGUCAAACACGCACAAGCCAACUCGCAGUCGAGUUUGUUCCUUCCCGUUCGCCGCUCCUCCUCCUCAUCAUCCACCGUCUCGUUUGCCGGCUGCCGACUCGCGCGCACCAGCAGCAGCGGCGGCGGUGGUGGUCGCACCGGAGCUCGGUUUCUUCGCGUUGCCACCGCGAGUCGGGCACCCGCCGCCUCUCCGCUCCGCUUCUUACCGGAUCUCCGCAGGGGGCGAGCGAGCGGCUCCCACAGGUGUGCCGCGGUUCCAGGAAGCUCACCUGGACGGGACCAUGUGACUCGUGUACCUGGGCGUGGAAGGCAACGUUUAGCCACUUCUCGCCAAGCCCACGGGCGCGUUUCUCGAAUACUUUUUUCUCCCCUAGCCCCGUGCGCCCCCCCCCCUUCCUCCUCUUCCUCCUCCUUCCGUGCGGCUGAAGUCUUCGAUGCACGGCGAGGAGCUUUGAGCAGGAAUUCGUGCCUUUCUCGGAGAAGCACACCACGGGGAGGAACAUGUGAACUGGCUUCUUGUUCAGACGCGAAACAACCGGGGCGCUUCAUCCAUUUCUGGACCAUACUGGUCGAUUUCGGCUCGCUCUACCUUCUCUCUUUCUCCGAGAAGCCCUUAAUGAAGCCGGGGGUCAGCUGCAGCGUCCGGCUAAUUGGACCGAGUUUGCUCGAAGCUCUGGCUGCCGGUGAUUGAAGUGUCAAGUGAGGGUCGGCCUGACGUCGGCCUCUCCCUUAAUGUGAAUGCGAGUGCAACUGCUGUCUGCCUCCAUGUGCCCUGUGAUUGGCCGGCAACCAGUUAAUGGGUGUAGCCCGCCUCCUGCCCGAAGACAGCUGGGAUAGGCUCCAGCACUCCCACGACCCUUUUGAGGAUAAGCGACUCACAUCAUGGAUAGAUGGACAUUUGAAAUGGAGUUCGAGGAGAUGACGUAACCAGCUCGAUAGGCUAUAGUAGGGA
Syngnathoides biaculeatus (alligator pipefish) is the source of this 1134-nucleotide messenger RNA. RefSeq lists its product as uncharacterized. Bases 1 to 873 code for a protein of 290 amino acids. Lineage: Eukaryota; Metazoa; Chordata; Actinopteri; Syngnathiformes; Syngnathidae. The transcript is spliced from 4 exons. The record is from RefSeq and is a predicted model, not a curated record.